Messenger RNA from Pristis pectinata (smalltooth sawfish), 1968 nucleotides. RefSeq names its product serine/threonine-protein kinase VRK1-like. Gene Ontology annotation, molecular function: ATP binding; protein serine/threonine kinase activity. Gene Ontology annotation, cellular component: cytoplasm; nucleus. The transcript has 12 exons. The coding region runs from base 483 to 1961 and encodes 492 amino acids. The record is from RefSeq and is a predicted model, not a curated record. Gene Ontology annotation, biological process: peptidyl-serine phosphorylation; signal transduction. Lineage: Eukaryota; Metazoa; Chordata; Chondrichthyes; Rhinopristiformes; Pristidae.
UUCCCUUCAGUGCCAGUGUUCACUUUCACAGGACUCGUCUUUAGUUCCCCUUCUCUGUAGAACUGAAACAACUCGUUCAAAUAUCCGACACAAUCAAAUGAUUCAGGAGAACUUCAGGCUUCAUCCGAGCAUCACCAGGGAUUCGAGUUCCCAGGAAGUGCGUCAGUUCCAACUACUUACUUCAGUGGGGAAGGUAGUGGGAGAGUGAGUGAUCGAAGGUUGAAAAACUAGUCUUAUGCGGAGUCUGCAGCAUUUUGCUGUUUGCAAAGUUGCUAACUUUACCGGGGCAACGUCAUUACCUCUUGCUUCCUGUUUGUUUCAGCGCAGUGAUUGUACGAGCCUGGGCUCCCGGGCUGAGAGUCAGAGCCGGCAGCUGUCAAUGACAGGCCCGGGUCUGCGCCCUCUCAGCUUCCGGCCACUUGUAAAGUUGCUGUCGACUUCAUUUCUCUUCUCCAAAAUGUAUUUCUUUGUCUUGAAACUGAAUGCACCGUUUUGUGUUAGUAGCCCUGUGGUGUAAAGCAGUAACAAGAGGACACACAGAUGUGAAAGGGAUUAUGCCACCCAAAGGCACUACAAGAACUAAGCUUCCUGAGCCUCUCCCUGAGGGAUUGGUUGUGACAGAUUCUGAGAAAAAGAUGUUGGAAACUGGGAAAAUUAUUGGCAAUGGUGGAUUUGGACUGGUACACUUGGCUUCUCCUGCUUCAGAAAAAGAUGUUGGAGAUGAUGCAGUAUAUGUCAUUAAAAUAGAGUACCAGGAAAAUGGACCCCUGUUCUCAGAGCUGAAAUUUUAUCAGAGGGCAGCUAAAUCUGACACCAUUAGGGUUUGUUUGUGCAUUGCUUUUGUAGUAAAGGCAUGGAUGAAAAGCCAUAAACUGAGUUUCUUGGGGAUUCCGACUUACUGGGGAUCAGGUUUGACAGAGCACAAUGGGAAGAGCUAUAGAUUCAUGGUAAUAGAAAGACUUGGUAUAGAUUUGCAAAAGGUGCUGGAAGCAGAGGGAAACCGGUUGGAUAAAGCAUUUGCUUUGAAAAUAGGCUGUCAUCUGCUUGAUAUUUUGGAGUUUAUUCAUGAACACGAAUAUAUCCACGGUGAUAUCAAGUCGGCAAACCUGCUUCUGGGCUUCAAGAAUCGUAAAGAGAUAUAUCUGGCAGAUUAUGGUCUUGCCUUCAGGUACCGUCCCAAUGGAGCUCACAAACGCUAUAAGGAAGACCCCAAGAAAGGUCACAAUGGAACAAUUGAAUUUACUAGCAUCGAUGCUCACAGAGGUGUAGCUCCAUCCAGACGAAGUGACCUGGAAAUCCUUGGCUACUGCAUGCUACAGUGGCUGUGUGGGAAGCUGCCUUGGGAGCAGGACCUGAAGGACCCUGUGGCAGUCCAAAAAGCCAAAGUCAAAUUUAUGGAAAAUCUUCCUACCUCUGUACAUCAGUGCUUUCCCUCCAGAUGUGAAAGCAGGGAAAUUGUCAAUUAUCUGUCUUAUGUGAGUACUCUGAAGUAUGAAGAAAGGCCACAAUAUCAGAAACUGCACAACAUCCUGUUAAAUCGUCAGGAAGCCAGCCGAUCUAAAUGUGUGGAUCUCAGUGGAAUAGAGCGUAUGGAUUCCUGCCUUUUGUCUGUUCCUGAAAAUAGUAAGAGAAUAAAGGAAGUUCUCCCGUCACGAAAUGUACCUGUGAGACCAAAAUCAACAAGACAAAUUGUACCUCAAGAAAAACUAAUGAAAAGGAAUAACAUUUUGAGUGAUAUUGAAUGCUCAGAACUGUUGAGGCUUAAACAAAGGAAGGCAGAGGUAACUGAAUCUUCAAUACAAUGCAAGACCUGGAAGCAGAAGCCAGCAGUUCCGAUGAUUGGACCAACAGAAGCUGCUGCAGUGCCUCAGGAUCAAAGAAUAAAAUCAGACAUCUUGCACUAUGGUGUUGCAGUCGUACUUUUGUUGAUAUCAAUUAUCCUUCUGCUGUUGUUGGAUUGACUGUCAU